AUGAAAGUGGGACUGUUGACAAAUUUCUUACACUAUUUCAACCUGAAGCAGGGCACAGUGUUAAUAGCUGUGUUUCAGUUGUUUACAUCUGGGUUUAGUAUGAUAUUUUGCAUACUGGCGCUAGGACAUGCCAUGGGAAUUCAGGAAAUGGUGGUGAGAGAUACAGAGGAUGCUCUCGAGAGAGAAGCUCUAGAAGAUAUAUUAUCUAACCACUUAAAUACUAGGAAGAUGGAUAUGGCGCACCACAAUGCAACCGAAACAGUUUAUACGAUGUACUGUGGGGUGUUUGUCACAGUGAUACAUUUUAGUUCGACUAUUCUACUCUUGUACGGUGCGCUCACGAAUAAUCGUCACUGUAUGGCACCCUGGAUGAUGGUCAUGAUGGCGAUAAUAUCGGCAUUGACAAUUUCUUUGUUCUUAGUAGAACAAGACUGCCCGUUUAUUGCUACCCUCGGUGGUAAAGCAGAUAUUUGUGAACGUAUGAUCGUUCUCAUUCUCGUAAUCACUAGUUCUUACGUGUGGUUCGUGGUCUAUAGUACUUACAAAAGUCUCGAGACGAAGAAAGGACUGACUCACAUUCUCCACGGCACGAAGAAAAAGCCCGCGGUUCCGGUCGUACAAAAACCGAAAGCUGUUCAGGCACACGCGAACAAACCGUUCGAGGUUUAAAGAUACUGUACGAAGGUAUAGAAGUAGCGACAGAAAAUCGGAU
Molecule: messenger RNA, 712 nt
Organism: Habropoda laboriosa
Lineage: Eukaryota; Metazoa; Arthropoda; Insecta; Hymenoptera; Apidae
Exons: 5
Coding region: 1-669 (222 amino acids)
Source: RefSeq, a predicted model, not a curated record